AUGGGAAUUUUAAGUUAUUUUUGCUCUGCUUUUUCUUAUAAAUGCAGUUUUGAACUUCACCUUGAUCGAAAUGAAACGAGGGGUAAACGGUGUAUACCGGAUGAAUGUAAUGCCCGGCAAUUGACCGAACCUUUAAAUCCUUGCCAGGCGGACACAAGUUUGACCAAAGCUCUAGCCCAUAUCUACAAACUGCGUCUUAAUCUAUUUAAACGUGAAAAUUUUCAUAUGCAAGAUCUGAUACUGCUUCUCCGCAAACACGAUGAACGCGGCACGGGCUACGUCACCAUGGAAAGUAUUUGGGAGGUCAUGUACAAUUUGCAAAUACACGUAAAUGUGGAUAAAUUACGUUUGGCAGCGUUAAGCUUCGAUAUCAUUACGGAUCAGGGAUUACCAACGGAACGUUUGCACAUAAAUAAAUUUUGGAAAAUGCUAGACGUACGUUAUCCUCUGCCGCGUAUUGAAAGUGUUAAGUCAUUUCACGACAACAAAGAUACGACCUAUCGGCUCUUGUGUGAAGAUUAUAAAAAGCCGUUAGGAUCACUUUUUAUAUCCUAUCAAAGCCGAUCGAACGAUGAGAGCCGGACGCGAGCCAGCGAUUUAGUCUGUCCAGGAAUUCCGUUACAAUUUGGCUUAUGUCCAAGUGAUUUUGAAAUUCCCCGGUCUAAAGAGCAACUAAGAGCAAUUUUCAAAAAUCUAUUGGGUCAAAAUUUCGAUGAGGUAUGGGAGCUAACUCGAGCCACACUGAAAGGAGAUGAAAAUUGUGAAAUAUCAGUAAACGAUUUGCAUAAAACUAUGACAACAAUUGCGAAUGAGUAG
Glossina fuscipes is the source of this 816-nucleotide messenger RNA. RefSeq lists its product as uncharacterized. NCBI's taxonomy places the organism in Eukaryota, Metazoa, Arthropoda, Insecta, Diptera, Glossinidae. The record is from RefSeq and is a predicted model, not a curated record. Bases 1 to 816 code for a protein of 271 amino acids. The transcript has a single exon.